Messenger RNA from Exophiala oligosperma, 1454 nucleotides. RefSeq lists its product as uncharacterized. The record is from RefSeq and is a predicted model, not a curated record. Gene Ontology annotation, biological process: mitochondrial L-ornithine transmembrane transport. Gene Ontology annotation, molecular function: L-ornithine transmembrane transporter activity. Bases 81 to 1322 code for a protein of 413 amino acids. NCBI's taxonomy places the organism in Eukaryota, Fungi, Ascomycota, Eurotiomycetes, Chaetothyriales, Herpotrichiellaceae. The transcript has 2 exons.
CUAGCCUUCUCACGCAUGACUACCCUGCGUCCUGUCCACGCCGCGGAUGUGUCGCUAAGCAUGGCUCCGCUAUUAAGAGAAUGUCACUCGACGAUGAUCCUUCCGACUUCGACGGUGUCCUGCCCGUAAUCCCCAUUGACUCCCCACCAAUUUACAAAGAUCGAAAGAGCAAUGCUGCGACCGGUGCAUCUGCAGCCGGCGCUCGCGCUUUCGCCGCGCAGGCGGUAGCCUUUUACUUUCGAGCACCCGUCAAGGCGUUUUUCAGAACGAGGGUGGACUACUUGGCCUACGCAAAAUCUAUCCUCCCACCUACACAGAACGGCCGCUUUUCCUGGCGAACCACGACCCCGGGCUUGCUAGCCCACGCCAUCAAGAACUACGGCUGGCGCUUCAUCCCGGAACAACUCUUCCCUCCUCUCGCCGCGAACAUCAUUGUCGGCGCGGCAUUGUACACUUCCUAUCUACAAGUUCUGGGUCGACUAUAUGAACCAUCCUCCCAUGCUUCGAAGACGGUCUUCCCACCUCCUCCCCCGGCACAUACCUUUGCGGCGGGGUUCGCGGCGGGCACCAUACAGAGUUUGAUCGCGGCGCCACUGGACGCACUCCAGGUCCGCUUCGACCAGCGCGGAGAGGCAUACCAGAACAAGACAAUGUGGCAGUACGGCAAGGGCAAGCUGCACGAGAUAGGCGCUCGGGGGAUCUUCGCGGGGUGGGGGUUGUCGUUCUUGAAAGACAGCUUCGGCUCGGCCAUCUUCUUCUCGACAUUUGAAUACGUCAAGGCGCAGGGCUAUUACAGAUUUGUGCGCUGGCACUACGGAUCGCUGGGCGACGUGGCCGUAGAUAAACUCGCGCACAAGCGAGGUGGGAAGGCCGCGACAGAGAGUCAGCCCACCGCGGUGAUCCGGCCUCAUUAUGCGCUGGAGCCGGGGUUUCUCAUGCUCGCCGGCAUGACAGCGUCCGUGGCCCAGCAGGUCAUUCUGUACCCAUUGUCGACGUUCCAGACGUUGCACUACGAACGGCUUGAGGAUCUGGACAAGAAGGCCGUUCAGCUCGACCGCCAGUCCAGUGGACGGAGCCGGGGGAGAAUGCUGCGCGCGUAUUACCACGCGUACCAGGAGACCUUGGCCCAGGCCCGCGUGCAGGCCAGACAGGUCGGAGGGAUGAAGACGUGGCUGUUCAGAGGUUUCUGGUGGUUCACCAUCAGACAGGUCCCGUCAACCAGUGCAGGAUUGAUCAUCUUCGAAUUGGUCCGCAGAAAGUACGGUCUGUCGGGAGACGAGGUCAGAAUCACACAGGAUGGCUAUGAUAUAUUGUUGACGUGAGAUGCCCUCGGGCGUCCUACAUUAUAAUAGAUGGUAGCGGUAAUCCUAGAUGCCUCCCUACUCCCCUCUGUGGUUCAACGGUCCACUCUACAAUUAGCGUAGUACAAUGAAUCAAAACCUCUUCUCCAACCA